AUGGACUUUUCUGCAACAGUUUUCCUGGCGGGGCUAAUCUUAGCUCUGCUGUGGUUGUUUGGGGUCAAAAACAGACGCAAGUAUCUGUUGCCCCCAGGACCCUUCGCACUCCCUCUGAUAGGAAACCUGCCGCAACUGGACAAAAAUGCCCCUUUUAAAAGCAUUCUCAAGUUCAGUGAAACCCACGGGCCUGUGAUGACCGUCCACCUGGGCUGGCAGCGGGUGGUUUUCCUGGUGGGAUAUGAUGCGGUGAAGGAGGCUCUGGUGGACCAGGGAGACGACUUCACAGGCAGAGGGCCACUGCCCUUUCUGAUGAAGGUUACCAAGGGCUACGGUUUGGCGAUCAGCAACGGGGAACGCUGGCGCCAACUGCGACGCUUCUCACUGUCGACCCUGAGGGACUUUGGGAUGGGACGCAAGGGGAUGGAGGUGUGGAUCCAGGAGGAGAGCAGACACCUGAGGGCCCGCAUGGAGUCAUUCAAAGCCUCGCCCUUCAACCCCAGGUUUUUGCUGAGCCGCACUGUGUCCAAUGUGAUCUGCUGCCUGGUGUUUGGAGAACGCUUUGGUUACGAGGACAAGAAGUUCCUGCAUCUCCUCAACACCAUAUCUGAGGUCUUAGAUUUCCUGAACAGUCCUGUUGGUCAGUUGUACAACAUCUUUCCUUGGCUAAUGGGGCAUCUGCCCGGCUCCCAGCACGCUUGUUUUGCCAAAGCUGAGAAGUUGAGAGAGUUCAUUGAGACAAAGAUCCAUCAGCACAAAGCGACACUGGACCCCAGCUCCCCGAGGGACUUUAUUGACUGCUUUCUCAUCAGAAUCAAUCAGGAAAAGGACAAUCCCAAGACUGAGUUCCACUAUGAAAACCUGAUCUCCACAGUGUUAAACCUCUUCUUGGCCGGAACGGAAACGACCAGCUCCACUAUUAGAUUUGCCCUGAGUGUCCUGAUUAAAUACCCGAACAUACAGGAAAAAAUGCAGACGGAGAUUGACGGCGUGAUUGGACAAAGCUGUGUUCCCAGCAUGGAGAACAGGAAGUCCCUCCCCUUCACAGAUGCAGUUAUCCAUGAGGUGCAGCGCUUUCUGGACAUCGUCCCCUUCAGCAUCCCUCACUACGCUCUCCACGACAUCUCUUUCAGGGGUUAUACAAUUCCCAAGGACACCAUGAUUAUUCCCAUGUUGCACUCUGUGCUGAAAGAGGAAAGGAAUUGGGCGACUCCCCAGUCCUUCAACCCCCAACACUUCCUGGACCAGAAUGAUAACUUCAAGAAAAAUCCUUCUUUCUUGCCCUUUUCUGCAGGGAAGAGAGCCUGUGUUGGCGAGUCUCUGGCUCGUAUGGAGCUUUUCAUCUUCCUGGUGUCGCUCCUGCAGAAUUUCACCUUUUCCAGCACCGGAGGCCCCGACAGCAUAAACCUCAUUCCAGAGUACAGCAGCUUCGCCAAUCUGCCGCGCACUUACCAGAUCAUCGCCACGCCGCGGUGAGACGGGGGCUCCCUUCAGGCCCUCGAUCGUCGCACCCUUCAGUCCCCCAUACACACAGAACAUAAGUUGCUUUAUUGACUCAGCAAUGUUUUCUGCAAAGGUUUGCUGUGGCUGGCAGGCCUGUCAGCAUUAUUAUGAACCCUCUCGUCUUGUGCUCUGCUUGUCUUUAAUGUAUUUUAAAUCAACUCCUUGUUCCUGUGUUGAUUGUGAGCACGCUUUCUACCGGGAGUGAAAUGUAUUGCUACAUUUCUGCUAUGGAGGUACACACACACACCUUGCUGUUGACAACUUUGUAUAACUGCUUUUAAAAUAAAAUCAUGACAUUAAAACACACAUUGAAAACACAAUGUCCUUAGAAAUUUAAAUGUUGUGAAAUGCUGCCACAUAAAAUCAUUUUUAGCUUG
Messenger RNA from Gasterosteus aculeatus aculeatus (three-spined stickleback), 1880 nucleotides. RefSeq names its product cytochrome P450, family 2, subfamily Y, polypeptide 3 (gene cyp2y3). Lineage: Eukaryota; Metazoa; Chordata; Actinopteri; Perciformes; Gasterosteidae. Gene Ontology annotation, biological process: xenobiotic metabolic process. Gene Ontology annotation, cellular component: intracellular membrane-bounded organelle; cytoplasm. Gene Ontology annotation, molecular function: oxidoreductase activity, acting on paired donors, with incorporation or reduction of molecular oxygen, reduced flavin or flavoprotein as one donor, and incorporation of one atom of oxygen; iron ion binding; heme binding. The record is from RefSeq and is a predicted model, not a curated record.